AUGAGCUGCAACCGGACCCGUGCCAACUGCCUGUUUCUCACCCCCUUGUCCUGGACGGAGGCUGCUCGCGCACGAUUUGCGGAAUCGGGCGGCAGCUCCAGCGACUCGAGAAAAGCGCGCUCGCUCGAGGCAUACGAGCGGGAGCGUGAGACUCCGCGUUCCGACUGGGGUCAGCGCUCGGAUUGCGACCUACCAAUACUGACGCUGGAGGACUGGCGGAAGAAGCAUCCCGAGGGUUAUCCGCAGAUUCCGGCCAGGCUGCAGCAGAGCACUACCAACGUGCUGCCCUGUUGCAGCCUGACUUUGCCCACUGCUCUCGCGCUGGCACACUUUGGCCAUCUGCUGCUCGCGUUCGGCGAGCUCUUCUCCGCACUCCUGCCACGGCAGUGUGCCGGCACAGUCGAGCCGGAGCAUCGGGCCGGUGGGCAGCUUGCACUGCCCGCCGAGCAACAACGCGCAUUGCGAAUUCAGGAUUACGGGACGCUGAGGAACCUCGCAAGCACGUGGCACAAUCAGAGCCGCGGCCGAUAUGUGAGCCUCUUCCACUGCCGUAGCAUCUUCUGCCACAGGCUCUUUUCCACGCUUGGCGUUCCCCGGCAGCUCGACGGCGGCCGGGAGCCCUCGUCUACCAAUCUUCUCAUUGGCGGACCCGGCAGUGGGCUUCCCUUUCACUUCCAUCGAGCCAAUUGGCAGAUGCAAAUAUUGGGAGACAAGGCAUGGUUCCUUCUGCCUCCGUCGGGCAUGACCGCUGAGCUGUCCAAGAAGGUUGGGCCCUUUCUCUAUCCCGCAGAGGGCUGGGCGCCUCAUCUGAGCGGACGUGCUAUUGGCGAGCGUCCGCUGGUGUGCGUGCAACGGCCGCGCGAAUAA
Emiliania huxleyi CCMP1516 is the source of this 867-nucleotide messenger RNA. RefSeq lists its product as hypothetical. The transcript has 7 exons. NCBI's taxonomy places the organism in Eukaryota, Haptophyta, Isochrysidales, Noelaerhabdaceae. The record is from RefSeq and is a predicted model, not a curated record. The coding region runs from base 1 to 867 and encodes 288 amino acids.